UUUAGCAAAUCUCUCUAUAUAUUAUUACAAUUAUAUUUUAUUAUGUACAAUCGAUGCGUUACUUAAACUUUUAUGCCACAGAUCAAAAUGUCGGAUGAAGUAUGAAGCUUUUUAAGUUGAUAGUGCAUCAGAAGAAUUUCAGUGGAGAAGACCUGAUCAUCAAUCCGAAGGAUUAUCCAGGUAUAAAAACCGGCGAUGUUGUCGAAAUUUAUCAUCCCGAAGAUGAGUUCAGUCGCUUGCUGUUGCAACUUACCUCCUUCAAGGAAGACCUCCAGGGUCGCGAAACUAUUAGCGUGGAAAAUAACGUAGCGUCUAUGUUUCAACUGCGAACAUUCGCUGAUGUAUAUAUGAAUAUAGUGAAUCCGGAUGAUGUAGCUCUAGAUUCUGUAGAGUUAACUUUUAAGGAUCAGUAUAUGGGACGCAGCGAAAUGUGGCGCCUAAAAAACAGCUUGGUAAACACUUGUGUAUAUAUCAAUAAGAAGAUAGAGUUUUGCAGUGGUAGUAUACGUUGUCAAGUGUAUGAAAUGUGGUCACAGGGUGAUCGUGUUGCUUGCGGUGUUAUAACUGAUGAUACUAAAGUAGUGUUUCGAUCUUCUACAAGUAUGGUGUAUCUGUUUAUUCAAAUGAGUACUGAAAUGUGGGAUUUUGAUAUACAUGGAGAUCUUUACUUCGAGAAAGCAGUUAAUGGAUUUUUAGCAGAUUUAUUUCAGAAAUGGAAAAGAAAUGGGAGCAAUCAUGAAGUUACCAUAGUACUGUUCUCAAGAACUUUUUAUAAUGCAGCUAGUUUGGAGGAAUUUCCAAAUCAUAUGAGAGAGUGUUUGCAACAUGAUUACAGAGGAAGAUUUUAUGAAGAUUUUUAUAGAGUUGCAGUACAAAAUGAAAGGUUUGAAGAUUGGAGUAAUAUCUUGGUACAGUUACGUAAACUGUUCACUGAUUAUCAAAAAAUUGUUUUGGAAUAUCAUCAAAAACCAGAUAUUAAUAUGCCUAAGGCAGUAAAUUCCACUGCUGCACAGGGUAAUUUUCUGGAAGUGUUAAAUAUGUCUCUGAAUGUUUUUGAAAAACACUACUUGGAUCGCAGUUUUGAUAGGACUGGUCAGUUAUCUGUAGUUAUUACACCUGGAGUUGGAGUCUUUGAAGUUGAUAGAGAGCUGACAAAUGUGACAAAGCAAAGAAUUAUUGAUAACGGUGUUGGAAGUGAUUUAGUAUGUGUUGGAGAACAACCACUUCAUGCAGUUCCAUUAUUAAAGUUUCACAAUAAAGAUUCUUCUAUAAAUGCACCAGAUGAUUAUAGCAUGCCUCAUUGGAUAAAUCUUAGUUUCUAUUCCACGAAUAAAAAGAUUCCCUAUUCCACAUUUAUACCACGAAUAAAAUUGCCGCCGAAGAUUUUGAAGCAUCAAACAGAUAAUGACAAAUUACAUUGCAAAACCAGACUUCUGCAAGAAGAUCCAAGAGAAUGUCUGCAUAAUACAUUAUUUGAUUAUGAUGCUUAUGAUGCACAAGUGUUUCAAUUACCUACAGUUCACACUUCAAGUGUACAAAGGUUAAAUACGAGAAGAAAAAAGACGAGCGUGGUAUGUCUUGAAACUCAUAAUAAUGGCUAUUUAUUAAAGCUCUUGAAACGUAAACUGUCAGAUCCUGAUAUACAUCAUCCACCACCUGAAACACAUUCACCGCCAAUUCUUGCACUACGAAGUGCAGCGAUAACGAUACCGCAUAAAACUGAUGAUGAUAAUAUUGAAUCAAAUGAAGAUAGAACUGGUGUAUCCAGAACGCCAGUCAAAAGCGAUUUAACUGACUCUGAAAUAUCUCCACCUUUUAGACCUGUUGUUGGUAGUGCUGGUAGCCCAACGAACUCAAUUUCUCAACCAACGAAUAUACUUAGGCCUGGUAGAGCAUUAAUCAAUCCUUUUGAUCCAUCACAUGUUACCAUUAAACUUACCAGCAACAGACGACGGUGGACUCACAUAUUUCCGAAAGGUCCUACAGGAGUUCUAAUACAGCAACAUCAUUAUCAAGCUGUUCCAAUGCAGUCACAUUUGGAAUCGCAAAGUGAAGUUAUACCAUCAACCAUAAGCGGAUCUCAGAUGGAAGUUGGGGCGAAUAAUUUAAAUCAGAUUUCAAGAUCAGCAUCUCAAAUAAGAUUUCAAGAUUAUACGAAAGGAAAGUCACCGCGAUCUAAUCCCCCUACAGUUGCUAAUGGUGAUAAAGCUGCGAAUCCUUCAGCUAUCGCUAAUAAAAGUCUUACUCUCCUGUGGGGUGCUACUGGUGAGCAGGAAUGGACGCCUGCUCUAACAACAGCAAUCAUAGGGGUCGACUGGAAAUCUUUGACAAUUCCUGCGUGUCUGCCCAUCACUACUGAUUACUUCCCAGAUAAGCGGAGCUUACAAAACGAUUAUGUUGUAUCGGAUUACAAUCUUCUUCCAGACGAUGUGAACGCUGAUUUUGCUCAACAACGAGCAAUAUACAAAAAACCGCUCACAACUGUUGAAGUAUUUAAGGAGCUGGUCUCACAGCGUUUGGCCCAAGGUUUCCAGCUAAUUAUUUUAUCAUCGUUUAAUAAAAAUCAAAGUAACGCCGCUGGUAGCAAUACUGUUCCAGCGAUUAGUACAGUAAUGCGUGGCAGACAGACAGAAUCUGAGCCCAAAGAGGAAUAUCUGCUUAGUAUUGGAAGAAUUUUUCAUAAAAUAUCACUGUUCGAUAAUUCUAUAACAGUUACGAGAUACCGUCCGCGGCACCCUUAUCCACCUUUUAAUAUUCACUAUCAAUAUCGAUUUCAUGCUCCACAUCACGACACGUAUGAAGUCUCUCGGGUAUCUUUCACCACAGAAAAGCUCGAGACUUAUAACUGGAAUUAUCUGGACCAUUACAUUUGCACACGAGGUCAUACUGAUUUUGCUUUAGUGGAAGCUCUCAAAUAUUGGAGGUUUCGAGUAUUUCUAUUACCAUAUAAUAAUCCUGCGACUCGUAAAAUUUUAGAAGGUUCUCCAAGAUGUGAUAUAUACACUACGCUUAGUAAUGCUGAACAGGCAUCAUUAAUGGACGGCUUUUUGCGCUUUAUCGAGGGCUGGUUGAACAAAAUACGGCGACCGAAUCCUAAUAAAAACUGGAGCCCCACAGCUCUAGGUGGUGUCCCUCCAAGAGAUCCUGCCUCUCAUUUGACCAGACGCAGGCACAGCACGAGCCUGAUAUUCCUCACUAACCAGAGCAUUUUGGUAGUGAGUGAGGGAGUGACGGGGUUGUUGUUGCUCUCUGUACAGGAGAGGCAUGUAGUGAAUACCGCUGCGGCUGCCCGCACGUGCCUCGACACUCCUCGCCACGUGCCAAACAGAUCUGGUUCGAAAGUAAUGGACAGAGGACGUGUAUCACCUGCCAGUGAAGCUGUUUUACCGUUGUCGCUCGAGCAACAGCAGCAGGAUCAUUUUGAUGCUAAUGACGAUAGUACAAACCAGGAGCUAACCAAGAUAAAAAGUAACGCGACAAACGUGGAAAUUUUGGAAGCCAUGAAACAUCCUCAGACUGGUGUUGGUUUUUUAACACAACAUCCCUCACUUCCUAGCCAAACAUUUGUUAGCGCCGAUGCAAUCCAAUGGUUAAACAAUCAUGUAGAAGGAGGCAUGGAAAUCGAACAUGGUAUUAAUAUUAUGAAGGGAAUGAUUCAAGACAAAUUGAUAUGUCAUGCAUCUGGUGACUUUUUACAACCCUUCGUCUUAGGAUUUUAUUUGUAUCAUAUCGUGCAGGAUAAAGAAAAUCAAAAAGCCGCAGACUAUUCUGCUCCGCUCGGGAAUUUGCAAAGUUUCGAGAACGAAUGGGUAGAAAUAGAGAUGAGACCACCGAAAGGAUGGUGUGAGCCAUCUUCGACAACAGUGCCCACAGUAUCCACAGCUCCUAGUUGCGAUACUAUUGACGAAUCCAAUGUUCCAUCUUUUUUGAGAGAUGAUAUCGAUUUGACUGAAUCAAUGGAUGAUAGAAAUUGGACAGUGCCAUUGUAUAAACACACUCAUUUGGAUAUUGAUAUUAAUAAUAAAAGUGACAGGAUCGAAUGGGGUCAUUUAAGAUAUCAGUCUAUUUAUAAAGUAGAUAAUUCUUACGAACUUGUAGUUCAAUGGGUAGCAUCAUCAGGCAGUAUAGUAGCCGAUCUGAUAUUCGUUUGGCAACGCAAAGCUCAAAUGUGCGGGAUACAAAUGGUACCAAUUCCCUGUGAUUUGUUGGCGCUGCCAUAUACUUUGAAAAGCGAUCCUCUAAGAGGACCUAUUUUCAUACCACUCGAUACGGAAUGCUUGAUGACAAAUAAGCGGCACCUUUUUGAAGAAUUCCGAGAAGAUACCUAUGCGCAAAGAUUAUUUUUAUUCCAAGAAGCAAUUUUGCAGAGAUUUGGUUUUAUGUCGUGCUUAGUCGAGAAUACUGAAAAUGAUCGUCAAUACGUUCACAUUACUGGCAAUGCAUUUAUAUUAGUGCCAUCCACUACGAAUACUCGGCCGCGUCCGCGAACGGCUACCAAUGUCGUACGACGAAAUACAGGACAGAAAAGAUAUCCGGUUCAUUCAGAUCAGUCUAGUCCGCAUGAAGCGUACAUUACACGACAUGUUGGCGGAAAAAAGGAUGACCAUAGCACAGAUAGGAAAGUGGGCUUUUUAUGGUCUUGGAAUCAUAUGGUCAGCCGUAAGUGGAAGUCGUUAUCUCUUUCAGCGGGCGAUGAAUUUUUCCAGAAGAAAAUCAUACAGGAUUUUCGACACUUUUGUUCCAAUGGAGACAAUAGACUUAAAGAAUUUUGGGAAUCUUGUUGGGAGUUAAAAGAAAAAACUUGUACAAAAGCAAAGUAACAAGAUAUUGUUUUUUUCCAAAGAUUUAUGAAAUGAUCGAUCAUUUUUCAUUUUGUAAAUUUCAUCAAAUUGUUAUUGUUAUUUGACUGUUAGUCUAAUAUUUCACGUGUCGUACGACAAAUUUGUUAAGCGUGUUGAUUGACUGCAAAAUAGAAAUCCAAGAACCUCUUUAUUCUACAGCCAACCAACAAGCUUGAAAAGUCUUAUCAUACAAUACAUGAAAUAUCAGCCAUAGGUUUAAUUUAUCAAAAUAUAAUUGUACAAUGUUUAUAAGAUAUAAGUCUGUACAAUUUUUGUAA
This is a messenger RNA of Cyphomyrmex costatus, 5119 nucleotides long. RefSeq names its product GATOR complex protein Iml1 (gene Iml1). Lineage: Eukaryota; Metazoa; Arthropoda; Insecta; Hymenoptera; Formicidae. Gene Ontology annotation, cellular component: GATOR1 complex; lysosomal membrane. The record is from RefSeq and is a predicted model, not a curated record. Gene Ontology annotation, biological process: intracellular signal transduction; positive regulation of autophagy; cellular response to amino acid starvation. Gene Ontology annotation, molecular function: GTPase activator activity.